Messenger RNA from Gloeophyllum trabeum ATCC 11539, 506 nucleotides. RefSeq lists its product as uncharacterized. The transcript has 3 exons. The coding region runs from base 1 to 498 and encodes 165 amino acids. The record is from RefSeq and is a predicted model, not a curated record. NCBI's taxonomy places the organism in Eukaryota, Fungi, Basidiomycota, Agaricomycetes, Gloeophyllales, Gloeophyllaceae.
AUGGUCCCGAGCGGACUAGCGGAUCCCGCCUUUGCGUAUGCGAUCUCCAAGGCCGACUUCUGCCCCAUCCCCAGAGGCCGCAGUUUCGUAAGCAAGGAAGAAGGGACAGAGCUGUCGGAUGUUUGGAAUGGCUUCGUCGACGAGUAUAUCGCCCAGGGCUCGGACGAGCGCCCGCGAGUCGAGAUUGAACGAGCGGCGAAGAUCAACACCCACUGCGGCGCGCUCUUCCGCGUGUGCGAGGGCCCGAGCUGCGGUAAACUCGAAGGAAGGGACGUGGAGCGGCUCAGUCUGUGUUCCAAGUGCAAGAUAGCCGUAUAUUGCAGUCGCACCUGCCAAGCUGCAUCGUGGAAGGAGCACAAGGAGCAGUGCAGCAGCGGUUCCCGCGUCGAGCAGAUGCUGCCCUCGCAGGCAGCUAUACAGGAACAUGUAUUCCCAGCGCUGUGGAAGGACGCCCUGAACCUUACACACCAUGUACUAUCGAAAGCACCAGAGAAAUGACAUCUCAG